AAAAGGAAGAAGAUUUGAGAAUACUCAAAAAAGCUCAAAAACCAGAAGAAAAAGAAGCAAAAAUGGGGGAUUAUCAUUUUAUAUAUAAAGAUGUAGAAGGAGCAUCAACACAAUGGGAUGAUAUUCAAAGAAAGCUUGGCAAUUUACCUGAAAAACCACCUGCUUUCAAGCCACCAUCCUUCACUCCAGCUCCUGAUCAAGAUUCCAUCCCCAAAGAUAAAUCUUGGAUUAAUACUAAAACUGAAGAGGAGCUCGAAGAACUCGAGGAUGAUCUCGAUGACGAUCGAUUCCUCGAACAAUAUAGGAAGAAGAGGUUGGCUGAGAUGAGCGUACAAGCUAAAGUUUUGAAAUUUGGAUCAGUGGUUCCAAUUUCAGGGUCUGAUUUUGUUAGGGAAGUUUCACAAGCUCCACCUGAUGUUUGGGUGGUUGUUAUUCUCUACAAAGAUGGGUAUCAGGAAUGUGGAGUGCUGAUGCGAUGCAUGGAAGAAUUGGCGACUAAGUAUCCGGCUACGAAGUUUGUUAAGAUUAUUUCUACGGAUUGUAUACCGAACUACCCAGAUUGUAAUCUGCCCACUUUGUUGGUGUACAAUAAUGGUGCAGUGAAAGCAAAUUAUGUGGGCUUACGUAGUUUUGGCCGGAGAUGCACUCCUGAGGGUGUGGCCUUAGUUCUCUGUCAAUCCGACCCUGUAUUAAAUGAUGGUCAGAGCGGAAGUGAUGCAUCGAGAGAAGCUGUCAUGGAUGGAAUUCGGAGGAGGCUCAUAGAAAAAGUUGUCAAGCAGCAUGAAAAUGGCAAUGAUGAUGGAUCCUCAAGUGAUUAGAAUUCUGGUAGUUCUUAAUCAGAAUUGCUUCGAAGACAGCUUAAGUGUACUUUAUGUAAUCAGAGUUUUUCUUUUUCUUAUUUACUUUAUUGUGGUUAUCAUGAUGCUGUUUGUGCGAGAAUUUUUAUUAUUUAUUGGUACUGUAUUGGAUUGUUGUUGCUAAA
Mercurialis annua (annual mercury) is the source of this 982-nucleotide messenger RNA. RefSeq lists its product as uncharacterized. The transcript is spliced from 4 exons. Gene Ontology annotation, cellular component: cytoplasm. The record is from RefSeq and is a predicted model, not a curated record. The coding region runs from base 63 to 818 and encodes 251 amino acids. Lineage: Eukaryota; Viridiplantae; Streptophyta; Magnoliopsida; Malpighiales; Euphorbiaceae. Gene Ontology annotation, biological process: protein folding.